This is a messenger RNA of Dermacentor albipictus, 1447 nucleotides long. RefSeq lists its product as uncharacterized. The record is from RefSeq and is a predicted model, not a curated record. Lineage: Eukaryota; Metazoa; Arthropoda; Arachnida; Ixodida; Ixodidae.
AUGGGGCCUUUGAGCGUGGACGCGGUCAGCCUCUUCGCCGAAGUGGUCUCUCGGAGCGCCACACUCCGCAGUCUGAGGUUACCUUCGACGUACUGCGACUGCUUUGCCACAACCUGGAGGCCUCCUGUCCAGCUCCCAGAUCCCAAAGCCGCGCAAUGCAUGCAGCCCUGGCUCGCAGCCCUGCGGAGACCGAACUUGCCGCUCAGCAAGCUCUGCAUCGACUUGCGGGGCUUCGGCGAAGCUGAGUGCGACGGCUUCUUCGGCGCAGUUGCGGAAGCGGACGCUCUGAAGUCGGUGGUCGUUCUCUCCUUGCCCGAAAUCGAGCGGCCGGACAGGGUCUGCGCCACCAUCAAGGAGCGAGGACUGAGCGACCGAGUGGACAUCAAGUGGCCUUGCAUGCGCAACACAAGAUGGCUGCAGCAAUGCCCGCAAAUCGGCAGCGUAACCAUCAGAGUGGGCCAUUGGUGGAAGGAUGGAGAUUUCGCAUUGCAGCGAGUUAUCUCAGCUCUAGAAGCGCUCGGUGGCUGUUCUCACGUAACCUCGCUCCGGGUUUACUUGUAUCGUUUCGAUUGCAGAGCAAUCUCGGCCUUGGCGGCAUGCGUAAGAGCUCCGUCCGCGCUAACUGAGGUCUAUAUAGACCUCUCUGGCGUUUUUGGCGAUCUGCCAAAAGAGUAUCGUGGUGCGCAGGAGGAACUGGUGAGAGCGUUGGCCUCCAACCUCAAACUCGUCAGAGUCAAGGUCAAGGGAGUACUCCUGUCCGACGACGACUUCAAGUGGCUCGCGCACGGUGCUAGCAAGAGUCUAAGCCUCACAGAAUUCGCCAUGACUCCCGGCUGUUUGAUAAUUGCCCGUCGUGGUAAAGCGUCUGGAGCAGUGAACAGCUGUUCGAUGCACGGGGCCGAGGCCUCGACGGGAGUAUCCAUCGAGAAGAACAUCGCACUGGCCGACAUUUUGGAAACGACCAGGCGGAAUGCCUCCGCCGUCUUGGCCGCAGCUCAGUUCGUGUUAGGCCAGGAAGAUGGCCUCGAAGGCGCUAGCUCUAUCGAGCUGAUGCACGACCAUCCUCGCCUGCUCGAAAUGGUGAGCGAAGGCGCUGACGUCACCAAGGCCGACGCCAAGAAGAUGAUCAGCAGCGCCCUGCUUCGUGUUGGCCUCUUGAGCCUCGAUGAGUUUAUGAGAAUUACCGGUGUCGUCCAGGAGACGGCGGAGUGCCUUGCAGAUCCUGGUGCCAGGCGUCAGCUCUCUGACUUGAACUUCGACUGCUGGCUACACGUCCGCCGUUUCCUGAAGAUAUCGGACGUUCUGCAGCCUCGAACCGAUAUAUGUGAAAACUGUGGGCAGUCACCGUCUGCAGAGGAGAGCUUUCAAGCAUGUUCAUAGAAGACAGGGCUGGUCCCUAUGGCGUCGACGUACGGCGCAAUCAAGAGUUGAAUAAAAGAUUCAGUCA